AUCGAGAUGAACAAAAAAGUAGUGCUGGAGGGUCACAAUCAGGAGGAGCGCAAACUUGACACCUACUUUGCCAGCCUUCAACGCGACCUGGAAAAUGAUUGCCAAUUCCUUGGUGUAGACUUCCAGGCUGUUCGUCUUUGUGUGGAGGCGGGUGUUGUCGCGGGAGGGCCCAUGGACGUGUCAGAAGUUUUUGAUUCAGAGAUUGGGAACAAAUCCUUUAAAGACUUUUCUACUCUACAAGAUCUCCUUUCAGAAUUUAGCCGGAAGCACGGGGUGAAAUAUAAGGUUUCGAAUUCGCUUCGCUACAACGAUGGGGAUCCGCGAAAACGGACUCUUGUUUACACAAUGGCCCUCUUUUCUUGCGUCUUGAAAAGAGCACAUCAAUGUCCUUCCUCAUUUCGUAUCGAGGUUCGAAAAGGUGCGCUUCAAAUCGUGAAUCGAAUGAUGCAGCACAACCACGGAAAGAUUGCGGGUGACCCUGAGCCAGUUGUCGACCUCACUGAACAAUUUAAUGCACACUUUCUCAAUGCAAAACUCACCUCCUUCGCUGUUGUAAUGGCAAAAGUGAAGGCUUUUGAAGAAGCCACUGGAAGUGAGUUUCGAGUUGGGCGCUCUGAUCUGUUCAAAGCUGGGGAGAAAGAAAAAGAGAUCUAUCGCUAUCGGCGCAUUACUUAUGAAUGUAUUCAUUAUGGUCAGCGAAAAAGCCUGGCGCGAUGUGCCUCUGGCUCAGCUGCACCGGGGACCAGCACUUCGCGUCUUGGUUGUAUGGCCAAAUUCGAUGUACGUUACGCUCCAGAAGGAUUUAAAAUCAGUGCUGUGGUGAUGAAGCACAACCACGAAGUCUCACCUACAGCUACAACUGCGGCUGGAAGGUUUUGUCGGAGGAAGACGAGCCAAUAUCAUCAGAGGAGAUGUCUUGAAUGCGAGGCGGGGUGA
Hydatigera taeniaeformis is the source of this 936-nucleotide messenger RNA. The record is from the annotation of a GenBank genome assembly. NCBI's taxonomy places the organism in Eukaryota, Metazoa, Platyhelminthes, Cestoda, Cyclophyllidea, Taeniidae.